Messenger RNA from Torulaspora delbrueckii, 4005 nucleotides. It is a transcript of the gene SSN2, whose product is annotated as Ssn2p. The coding region runs from base 1 to 4005 and encodes 1334 amino acids. Gene Ontology annotation, cellular component: mediator complex. Gene Ontology annotation, biological process: regulation of transcription by RNA polymerase II. The transcript has a single exon. The record is from RefSeq and is a predicted model, not a curated record. Gene Ontology annotation, molecular function: transcription coregulator activity. Lineage: Eukaryota; Fungi; Ascomycota; Saccharomycetes; Saccharomycetales; Saccharomycetaceae.
AUGUCGAACGAUUGUUCGAUGUAUAGGCUGGAGGAUCUCCUGUCGAGCUUCUACAAGAUCGAAAGUAUUGAAAAGAUCAACUAUCACCAAUAUGUACCGAAGAAGCAGGAUGAUCAAUGGUCCAUUCAAAUGGAACUUUAUUUGAGGAAGCAGAGCUCGAGAAACUUGGUUGCUUUACUUUCAAGGGAAUUGUGGUGUUUUAGUAUCAACGAUGAUCCCGUCCCAACACCUCCAAAGUUAAGUGCCACAGGUGAUGAUGUCACUACACUUGAUAAGAGUGGUCAAUUUACAGCUCAUUAUUCCAAACCUAAUUUGCCACCUCAUUAUGCACUGUUCUUGAAAGCACUUCGAAGGAUGUUAUACAUUAAUUUGACCGCUAAAGCAUGUAACAAGCUGGUUCCAUUUGGGAAUGCAUGUAUAUCCUUAGAGGGUAUGAAACAAAGCCAAAUUCUACAAUUAGAACCCCAUUUAUUUGAAAAUGGUGAUUUGGCGAUUACAAUUUCUACUAAGAAUCUUCAACUACUCCCGCUAACGGUGGAGAACAUCAAUGAAUCUUUCCUGCGACGUCACGCACUAUAUUUGGCCCCUUCAGGCAUAAGAAUGUACCUUUCUUCAAGCGACAAGCAAUGUCUCGUUAACCCACCCAAGAACGCUGAGAUUCUGUUGAAAACUCUCUUUAUCUCUCAUGGAAUAGAGCUACCGGACAAGAACGAAGUGCAAUGGGUAAAAGUGAUCCCAAACCUGAAUCAUCUCAAUGGCUAUACACCAAACAUUGCUGCUUACAUGGAUCCACCUUUAGACACCAGGACGAUAACUUGGCCUCUCAGCCUUUGUUUCGCUCAGACUGCAUUAGACGCCAAAGAUCAAUCGGAUGGUGAUCUUUCAUGUCAUGACUUACACGAGGCGUUUGAUGUUAUCGAUGAUUUCAAUCAGUUGAAGCAAACAUCUGCAUACCGCACACCAAGCAGUUCAGGUGGGGCUUUAGGAAACUCAUUGGGAACCAACCCGUUGAGCUCUGGUGGCGGUUACACGGAGCAAUUUCAGCAUUUUUACAAGAAUCCAGCGUGGAGUUCUCAAAGUGCCAACGAUAAUGUAGCGCCAAAGAUAAGCCCUCGCGUAUCGUCACCCUCUUACUCUACAUUUGAUAAGGCCCUUCCCGGUUCCAGCGAAACAUUUGCAGGAGUUGCUGGUUUAACAACCCCAUCGAUCAAUGAAAAUGAGUUUAGUGAUAGAAGAGGGCUGACCAAUGGUUUUGAGUUAACUCCAGUGAAAUCUGAUGUGACUCUUAAUCUCAAACGUUGUCUCAACGAUCGAGAGCCAAUCCCGAAGACAGUUUCCCCAAGUCAACCAAGCGAUGGAAUGAUUGAAGAUGGCGCUUGUAGCGACUCGGUUGUCGAUAAAGAGCUUUUUGGCGAGGAAGAAGAAGAGGAAGAUGAUAAUUUAUUUGGUGAAAGUAGUCAGUCUUCAGCCAACCCCGGUGAGUCUAAAAGCUUCACUCCAGGAAAGGCCGGCACAGAUGAAAUUACUGAAGACAUGUUCGGUAUGUCGGAUGACGAAGAUGGUAGUAGGAGUACCACCUCUAAAAGUGGUGCUUUCUUCCUCGAGAAUGAGGCCGAACUUAGGAUUCAGCCAUCAAAACGAUCAUCUAUGAAGAGAAAGUAUCUGGAUAUACCGAUGGAGGAGAUGACAUUAUCUAAUAGCCCACUUUACAUGGAUCCUGGUGCUCCACUUCCUGUUGAAACCCCAAAGGACAGAAGGAAAAGUGUUUUUGCACCAUUGAAUUUCAAUCCAAUUAUCGAGAAUAACGUUGACAAUAAAUAUAAAAAUGGAGGAAAGUUUUCAUUCAGCCCGUCGCAGCACGAAGAGUCCCUCAAAUUUGAUGUUUCGACAGCGGACAUAUCAAGUUCCGAAGAUGAGAGCGAGUCGUCAGUUGAUUUCGAUGAUCUUAACAUCAAACCUGAAGCGAUAUCGUCUGAAAAUAAUUUAAGGGACGCCCAGUAUAAUCUUUACUCCAGUAUUCAAGCCCCGUUGGAUUCCGUCCCACCGAACGUUAAUAAAGUCGACCUCUUGCCAUCAAAUAUACCUGGUACUGGUGAACUAAUUAAAGAAACUUCAAAUGGCAUAUGGAAAAUAAAUAACCAGGAAAUGGGCCAGAGCGACCCUCUAAUAACUUCUGGAGGUGGGUCAAUCCCAUCAGCUCAGGCUAAGAAUGAUCGGUAUUCCUUUCUGAGCAGAGGAUAUCUGACGGGCGGCACUAAUUCGUCCAACCUUCCGGAAAGUGACAGCGGUGUUCCCGAAACAACUCCAGCAAAUGUUUCGUUAUUACCAGAGUCUUCUAGUAGUUUACCUUUUUUGCUUAGACACAUGCCUCUUUCCUCGAUGCCCAGUGUUUUCUCCUGCUCCAACCCAACGGUCACCAUUACCAAAAAUGAUCAAUAUAUUCUAGCAAUUCUCGCCGAGCAGGUUGUAUUUGAUUACAACAUUUUCAAUGGCUUUGGAAAACCUCAAAUACUCAAUUCUGGUCUGAAAGAUUGCCAGAAAGGCCUUAUUGCGGAGACAAUUCGUGAGCUUUUUAGUUCCUUCUCAAGAGUUCAUGGCAACGAAUUAAUUUCCAGUCUCUCGACAAUCAAGGAGCCUUCAAUAUAUGUGAAGAAACAUCAUAGCAUGAUGAACAUGAGUGCCGACUCUCAAGUGUUCAGCAAGUUUUUGAAUGUCAAGCCUGCCAAGGGUAUUAAAAAUUUCAGGUUCUUGAUGUUGACUACUUCGUACGCAGAGGAUUGUUUAAGCUUUGUGUCUACUCUAUGCCAGACUUACAUUGGAUACGAAUUCGGGUUCUGUGAGCUUUUAAAGCUAACAAGCGAUGACAGUCAAGGUCUAAUGCAAUUACCGGACUUUGAUAAGAGCAGGCUUCUAUUACUUGCCGCCCAGAUAGUGACCUACUGUUCUACAAACAAGAACGCAGGUAAAGACGUCCCGGUAAUGAUACUUUUACCGAUUGAAUGUUACAAGUUAGAAGAACUUACGUCAAAGGUGGCGAAGUUUGAAAUUAUCCAUAAUGAGGUAACCUCAAAAAUACCCAAUGCCCAAAUAUACCUGAAAGUGGUACUGAUGGACUUCAUCAGAAGCCCUCUUACUUCUGUGGAUGACUACAACAACCUGUGCGUUAGCGUGUACAAUAUUUUACCUCCAAAGACGGUAAAGUUUACAUCAAUUGCGCACAAGCUCCCAGAGAAGGUGACGUUCAGGACUUUACAACAAAGUGCUGGGACAGCAGCCAUCGGCUAUGACACCUACAUUCAUCUGGCCUAUGCGCGCAGUGUGGACAAAGAAUGGGUUUUUGCUGCAUUCUCAGAUAGCAGCGGCAACGAGAGUUUGAUAAAACAGUGGUAUGUCGGAACCUCAAAGACCAGAUUCGAUGAAGCAUGCAACGAGAUAUGGGGCUUGGCCCUGCAUCUCUCCGCCAAGAAAUUUGGGAAGAUAUGCUUGAUCCUGACAAGGUUGAAUGGUGUGCUACCAGAUGACGAGCUGAUGAACUGGAGACGUUUAUCAGGCAAAGCAAUCCACCUGGCCGUGGUUUGUGUCGAUGAUGACACAAAAAUAUCAUUCUUUGAUGAGGAUAAAAUGUACCCAACUUUCAAACCUCUCUAUGAGAAUCAAGAACUUACUCGAAAAGUCGAUCCUAGACGGUUGGAUGAUUAUGAAAUCAGAGAUAUCGCACAAGAUGUUCAUGGUGUCAUAUUUGAAAGCUGUUUUCCUCUAACUAAUUCUCAGCAUAGAUGUGCCAUAAAAAGCGGAGCACUUAUGAAAUUCAAAAGAUCCGCCGGUGACUCAAUUGUUGAUAAGUUUGAAGUUAACCUUCUCAAUUGCCCUCAUUCCGACAGUACCAAACUUCUCGAAACAAUACUUCGAGAGUUUAGAAAUCUAGGAGCAUUGAGCUCCUGGUUCGGAGUUUCUAACGGCGAGAACGCACAUAUACCUUGGCAUGUCUUGGCAGUCAAAAAAUGA